GUUUAGGCUAUUGUGGCGUGAACCGGCUAGCGGAAAAAGCAGAUGUCGACAGCGUCCCUGCAUUUGCGACUACGGGCGGAGGACGAGUGGACGAACAGAUCUGGCGUCGGCGUUGGGGUGUGAGUUUUGGGGGGCACGAUGAACAUCAACGCGUUGCUGUCGCCGGAGGAUGGAGUGGGUGCCAGUGAGGGCGCCAGUGCAAAUGCUGUUGCCGCUGCUGUUUCUGCUGCUGCUGCUGCUGCUGGUAGUGGUGGCGGUGGAAUCAAGGCCCGCGCAACAACAGCAGCAGCAUCAUCAGCACCACCGCGAGGCAUAGGCAUAGGCACAGGCAUGCGGCCCGUAGGUGGCAAACGCACUUCAUCCGGAUUGAGCCAGCAGCUAUCACACUCGCCAGAGCGACCGACUGUUUCGCCAGUACCGCCAGGUGAUGCCGCAUCGCAUCGGCCAGUUGUUCUCGGCGCGCAGCAGCAUCAGCAUCAACAACAGCAACAACAACAACAAUUGUUCGCGCCACCGGUACAGGCUGCUCCGCCCAUACGCCGCUCAUUUCCCUCCACCAGCAAUCCAGUGCGCUCGUCGGACCAACACAAUGUGUAUGGAUAUGCCCAGAGGCCUGCCGCAGCACCGAGGCCGUUGUCGAAUCCUCAAAUGGAAACUUUGACUGAUCUUACUGGUGCUACUUCUUCUUCUCAGCAUCGGCAACAACAACAACAUCAACAACAACAACAACCACCACCCCGGGCAUAUUCACACGACCAUCUCGGGACACAAACCCAGGCACGGCCCAAACUGCAGUCGCAUCAGUCAUCGAGUGCAUCGCCCCCAGUCGCGCGGACCAUUUCACGUCAAAGUCUGGCGGACCUCACCAUGGCCGAGGCACCUGCCCAGACGCCUCCUCCCCGAGACUUUGUUUCCAACGCGUUGUCAGACGAGGAAUCGCAACGAGUAUCGGAACUGCUUGCCUAUCUUCGCGAGAACUCAUAUGCGUACCAACAUCAUGUCGAGCUCAUCAACUUACUGCACAAGGGAUUCCUUGCGCAUGUCGGUGCCACCGAGGCGAUGCAACCAGGCGAGCCGAGCACGUAUGCGCUUCUGAAGGAAAUGAGACAAGCCAGAGAAGCUAUGGACUCACGAUUUGCUGUUGGAGAAGCCAUCUGGAUGGACUGGCUCAACGAUGAGAUUAUCGCAGCCAAAAGUACUGAAGAACGAAUUGCAGUUCUGGAGUUAUGCCAGAAGGCUGUUGCAGACGAGCCAGCCUCUGUGAAGCUGUGGCAAGCGUACGCGGACUACGUCUCGGACAGCUACGUAGUAUGCCACGCGUCACAGGACAGCAGCGACCAGGACUGGAUCGCUGAGUGCAAAGAACUCUUUACGCUGGACUUGACGCUGAGCGUGCUCGAGCAAGCCGCGGCGGCCACACAAUGGCGCAUUGACGAAAGCCAUACUAUGUGGAAUCGCUUUGCCAAAGUGGUCUACGACCAGCUGUCACAACACCCCUCUCCAGCUGAGGUGGGACGUAUACAUAAUCUCUUCCUUUCCCGAUUGAAGACGCCUCAAGCACAUUGGGCGGACACCAUGCAGCUCUACUGGCCAAUCAUUUCCAGGUUCGAGGGUGAAAAUUGGGAAGCAGCAAUAGCACAUAUCAAUCAACAGGCUGAGCCGGCAAAAGCUUGCUAUAGUUUGCGAGAGGACCAUGAAGUCAAGCUUCGGCGAGCGAUUGAAAGUCAUGACAGUGCUGCCGUUCAUCAUCAGGUGGAAAGGUAUCUCAAAGACGAGAGGUUUUAUGCCUUGAAGCCACGAAUGGCAAGUCCGUUCGACUACGAGCUACGAUGCGCAUUGUACGAAAGGGCAGUCCUGCUCGAACCCACGAACCUGGAGUGGUGGCUGGACUAUGUCGACUUUCUCAUGACAGAUCCCAAAUCUACCUCGCUCCUAUCGGUCAUUGAGCGCGCCACGCGUCACUGUCCUUGGUCAGGCGAGCUGUGGGCUAGACGAAUACUGCGUGCAGAUGUGGAGCAGCUGUCACGAGAUGAUAUUGGUAACAUCAAGCAUCGUGCCACUAAUGCUGGAUUGCUAGAUGUGGGAGGUCUCGAAGAGUAUGUCAAGAUGCUGCAGGAGUGGUGCAGCUACUUGCGGAGGUAUGCUUUCCGGGAGACUAGCACCGAGGAUGAUAUUGACACAGCCGAAUUUGGCAUGCAUUCGGCCCUGGAAGAUGUGCAGGAGGCUGGCAAGAGGGUCUAUGGCGCAGACUUUCAAGGCGACCCCUUGUUCAGACUUGAGCAGAUCCAGAUCAAGUUCUUCGCAGAAGUGAAACGCAUGGACCAAGCUAGAGACAUCUUCAAGUCUUUAUCGACGCGUCUGGGAGGCUCAUUCGACUUCUGGAAUAGUUACUACGCCUUCGAAAUAUGGCUGUGGGGCUGGGAGCGCAUGCGCGAAGAACGCCGUGUUGAAAGGCCAGACAACACACCUGUGCUUGCACAUCAAGUAGUGCAGGAAGCUCUUCAGCAGCGAAACUUGGACUUCCCGGAGAGAGUAUUGCAGCUGUAUACGAGCCACUUCCAACAGCACGGGUCUGGUGUCGCACUCCAGCACGCUCUUGCUGAUGCUAGAGAGUUCAGCAAGAAGCUUGCUGCGCAACGUGCCAAGCAGCAAGAAGAAGCGGAGGCUGCGGCAGCACAACAGCAACAACAGGAACAGCUUGCGGCUGCAUCGCAGGCACUGGAUAGCAUUGCAGUCUCGGGCGAGAAACGAAAGCGCGAGGACGAACACGAACAUGUCGACUCCUCGAAGAAGGCCAAGACUCUCCUAGAACCGGUUGCAGAAGAACAUCAUGUCGAUUCUUCUGCCACUGCAGAUGCACUGAAGAAGCGCGAUCGGGAAAACAACUCAAUCACACUUCGAAAUCUGCCGCUUAGUGUCAAAGACGUGGAUAUCAAGAAAUUUUUCAACGGCUGCGGUAAUCCUGUCUCGAUCAAUACUAUCCAGGACAAAGGGGGGGAAACAGUUUCGGCAAUAGUCGAGUUUGAGACAGAGGAAGAUGUGAAGGCUGCCAAGACCCGCAGUGGCAAAGAGCUUGGAGGACGUGAGGUCAACAUACAGAGCGGCACAGGCAGCACGCUUUACGUCACCAACUACCCGGCCGAAUACGACGAUGGGCUUAUUCGUCGGCUCUUCGAGAGCUAUGGCGAGAUCGUCAUGGUGCGCAUGCCUUCGCUCAAGUACAAUUCGCGUCGGCGCUUUUGCUAUGUUCAAUUCCUCACGCCUGAUAUGGCCAACGCUGCCGAGGCGGCUAUGGACGGCAAGAAGCUAGAUGGCCGUCACACUUUACUGGCAAAGAUUGCCAACCCCGAUGCGAAGAAACCACGCACUGGCGCGCUGAGCGAAGGUCGUGAGAUCAUGGUCAGACAAUCCGAUCGAGAGGCAUCUGAACAGCAGAUUCGCCAGUUCUUUGAAUCCUAUGGUGACAUUGAACGAAUGAACAUUGUUCGACUUGUGAACAAUAAGCCGACAGGUACGGUCUUCAUCACUUAUGCCACUGCCGAACAAGCUACCGCAGCUGUUGAGGGCACGAAUCUAAAGCCUUUCCGCGAUCGCAUUCUUCAGGUGCAGAUUGUGAGCCCCAAGGGCCGUGGCGCUGCACCUCACGAGCGUGCGGGACGUGAAGACUUUGUGGUCAAACAAGAAAAGCCGUCUGCUACCCCAGAGCCGGCCGAAAAUGGUGUUCGUCGAGGAUCCGAUGUAUCGAUGCAGUCAGUGCCUCGCGACGAAGCUUCAUAUGAGGCUAUCAAAGCACGCAAGAUCGCCAUCUUCAAUAUUGACGAGACUGUCAAUGAUGCUCGCAUCAAGACUGCCAUGGAACAGUACGGCCCCAUCACCAAGAUUCAGCUGCGCCGCGAGAGGCGUGGCGCCAUCAUCGAAUUCAAAGACGUCAAGGACGCAUUCAGGGUUCGCAUGGGCGUCGAUGUUCGCAGUUUAGGUAGUGAAGCGAGCACUGGCGACGUGACAGAUUUGCUCGCAAAACAGCACCAGAAGAGAACCGGUGACGGAUCCAGGCCCGCAGCUUUCAAGCCCGCCUUUGCUCACCCUCAAGCGACACGACCGGGUGCAGGCCGUGGUGGUCGCCGAGGCGGUCUGGGCUUCAAGCGUGGCGGAUUCCCACCCAGUAGCGCAAGAGGUAAUGUUGCUGGUGCUGGUGGUGACUCUGGAGCCGAGACCAGCAAAAAGAGCAACAACGAUUUUCGCAGUAUGCUGGAGGCGAGCAAGACGAAAAAGGAUGAAACUAAUGGCGAUAUGGAGGACUAGAUGAGACUGCGGGGAGAAAUAAUAUGUAGAUGAGUUGUUGGUACGUACACCUUGUUGAUAUAUAUAACAAGCUGUC
Molecule: messenger RNA, 4378 nt
Organism: Sphaerulina musiva SO2202
Lineage: Eukaryota; Fungi; Ascomycota; Dothideomycetes; Mycosphaerellales; Mycosphaerellaceae
Exons: 2
Coding region: 139-4302 (1387 amino acids)
Biological process (GO): RNA processing
Cellular component (GO): ribonucleoprotein complex
Molecular function (GO): RNA binding; protein binding
Source: RefSeq, a predicted model, not a curated record